Prorocentrum cordatum is the source of this 1491-nucleotide messenger RNA. The record is from the annotation of a GenBank genome assembly. Lineage: Eukaryota; Dinophyceae; Prorocentrales; Prorocentraceae.
GACGACUCCGACUGCGGGGACCUCCCCCCCGACACGGGGCUGCCCCGGGGCUCAGUGCUCCCAGAUGGAAUUCAGAAGGAGAUCAUCAACCAGGCAGGUCCCGACGACUGGAAGAUGCCGAAGUCUGGCGACGAGGUGACGGUCCACUACGUCGGCAAGUUGGCGUCCGACGGAUCGGUGUUCGACUCGUCGAGAGACAGGCAGACGCCGUUCGUCUUCACCCUUGGCAAGGGCGACGUGAUCGCAGGCUGGGACAAGGACGCCACCCUGAUCUUUGAGAUCGAGCUUCUGUCCUUCGUCGCCAGGGACGACCUCUUCGGGGAUGGCUGCGUGAUCAAGACGGUGUUGGCGGAGGGCACCGGGUGGGCGAAGCCUAAGUUCGGCGACGAGGUGCUCACCGACGUGCGGGCCACCGCGGCGGCGGGGGGGCCCGCGAAGGACUGGGCCGGCCUGGAGUACAGGCUGGGCUUCAGCGCCCUCGGGCCGCUGGGUAGGGCCUGCGACGCCGCCCUGAAGGGCAUGAAGAAGGGCGAGGAGGCCCUGCUGAGGUGUACCAAAGAUUAUUCAUGUGAAGAUUGGUCCGAUGGCGUGGAGGUGACCAUCAAGUUGCAGGAGAUUUUCGAGACGCGCGACGUCUCCUUCAGGAAGGACGGCGCCGUCCUCAAGAAGCGAACCCGAGAAGGCGAGGGCCAUUCCACACCGACGGAGGCUUCGAAGGUGACACUUAGUGUGGAUGACGCGCGGCAAGCUGACGCGCUGGUCCCGGGCUUUGCGAGCCAGGUGCUGGAGUUCACCCUUGGCAACGGGGAGGUGUGCGACGCGCUCGAGUGCGCGGCCGCGCACAUGAAGAGGCUCGAGCGGGCGACGCUGACCGUGGCGCGCCCAGCGCUGGCCGCGGAGGCCAGACUGGGCCUGAGGGACGUUGGCGCUGGUGGCGAGUCGAUCGUCCUCACGCUCGAGAUGAAGGAGUUCGAGAAUGGGAAGGAGCAGUGGGACAUGUCGGACGAGGAGAAGAUGAAGUUCUGCGGCGAGCGUAAGGCCGUGGGAAAUUCGCUCUUCAAGGCGGGCAGACUGGACCUGGCCCUCGGGCGCUACAAGAAGGUCGGUGAUGUAUUCACAUACAUCGACAAUUACCCCGAAGACGUCAAGGCAAAGGCACGGGAUUUGAAGCAGGCAUGCGAGCUGAAUAGGGCUAUGUGUUAUUUGAGAAUGAACGACUAUGACGAGGCCAAGGCUGCCUGCAACAGGGUGUUGAAAGACGACAAAGGCAACGUGAAAGCCCUCUACAGGCGGGCCCAGUGCGAGCACGCGCUCCGCAACUUUGAGGAGUGCAUCGGGGACUGCAAGCGUGUGGCCGAGGCGGACCCGCAGAACCGGGAAGUCAGGGCCCUGCUGAAGCAGGCCAUGGAGGGCCAGAAGGAGGUGAACAGACAGGCGAAGGGCAUGUACGCGAACAUGAUGAAUGGUUUGGGCAAGUCCUCGGGAGCGUGA